Opisthorchis viverrini is the source of this 1014-nucleotide messenger RNA. RefSeq lists its product as hypothetical. Lineage: Eukaryota; Metazoa; Platyhelminthes; Trematoda; Opisthorchiida; Opisthorchiidae. The coding region runs from base 1 to 1014 and encodes 337 amino acids. The transcript has 4 exons. The record is from RefSeq and is a predicted model, not a curated record.
AUGUCGGAAAGUGAGAUCCACCCAGUAAACACAGUGCCACCGGUGGCUAACGGUGGCUAUCGGCGGCUAGAGGUGGCUAAAUUUUGCAACGUUAUUACCACUGACAGGCAUCACGCAUACAAUCCUGAUAUGUAUGGUGAUUUAUUUCAGGCAUAUUCAACAUACCAGUGUAACAGAGGUGGUUACCACAUGUGGCAUGUGGUAAUCGCCGAUUGCAAUGGUGUUGUAGGUGGUGUUUCCUACUCCUUCAUCCGCAAUGAGUCACAGGAGUGUUAUGAUGUGGCUGUUGAGCAUUUCAUGCGAAUAACGAUUGUUGUAGACAAGAAUAGGUCGCAGUUGUGUAGCUUGCGGACAGCGGUGCCUGAUGCCACUGUAAUUUUUUGUUCUUUCCACGUAAUACAGAGCUUCAGUGCUAGGAUUCACAAGCUUAGGAAUGUGACUCAUUCGGAUAAGGAGAUUCUGUUUGCCUGGUCAAAGCGAGUGGUGCACCGUAGGGAAUUGAGUGAGCUCGAGGUCUAUGCCACCAGCAUUAGAAGCCGGAAUCAGGGGUACUGGUCAUACCUCACACUGGUUAAACGACCUGAGUACUUGGGCAAACAUGCACGGAAGCAUGCUGUGACCCUUGGUAAUGAGACUACGAACCGGGGCGAAUCUGCCAAUAGGUACAUCAAGUGGAAGCUUACUGAGUCUUCCUCGUUCCUCACCUGUGUCCAGGCUAUCAUUAACAGGAAUGAGCAAAUAGAAGCCAAAUACAGGAGACUGGUGAGCAUUCCACUUGUGCGCGGCCAACCUGAGGGGGCGACGGUACCAUCACACUUAGAGUGUUUGGACCGACUGACACCAUACGCCCAGAAUAGGGUCCGUCGCAACCACAGCAAAACUGUGGAGUUGGCCGAAAGCACUCCGUCGUACCUUUUAUUUCGCGAUGGCAACAACCUUCAUUUGGGAGAACCCAUGAAAUGCUCGUGCUCGUUUACGAGCGCAUGGUUGUCGGCAUAUGGCGUUUGCGGCUGA